AUGUCAAACACCAUCGAAAAUCUCAUUUUCAACAGCCUGCGCGAUAUCGGCGUAAGACGAGCAUUUGGUCCAAGACAAGUACCUCCUUUCACUGGAACACUUAACCGCAACGGAAUUCAGUACGAGAUUAUGGAUCAAGUCACCUCUCUCCCUGAGUUCCCCGAGAUACCUGCAUUUGUAACGUCCUCCGAUUACAAUGACCUUUCUUCAUGCUGCACGUGGGCUGCUCAUUACAUUGGCGAUGGACCAGCUGUAUUCAUAGUCGAACAUGGCAAUGCUCAUGGAUCAGCAAUGCCAUACACGCCUCCGAACUUAACAUUCGGUGCCGUCACCGUCAUUGAUAAUCCUGCAACCGCCGCUUGGCAUAUCCACAAUAUUCUCGACUUCCUUGUCAGAGAGAGGCGCCCGGUGUACAUUGGGGUGCCCCGACACAUCGCCACAUUGCCAUUGUCGACUGUGGCAUAUUCGGCGGAUGAGGAGGGUGAGGAGAACGCUGCAAAUGCUGCUUCGGCCAUGCUGUACAUCUUCUAA
Messenger RNA from Aaosphaeria arxii CBS 175.79, 531 nucleotides. RefSeq lists its product as uncharacterized. The record is from RefSeq and is a predicted model, not a curated record. Bases 1 to 531 code for a protein of 176 amino acids. The transcript has 4 exons. NCBI's taxonomy places the organism in Eukaryota, Fungi, Ascomycota, Dothideomycetes, Pleosporales.